Messenger RNA from Ziziphus jujuba (common jujube), 972 nucleotides. RefSeq names its product lectin-like. The record is from RefSeq and is a predicted model, not a curated record. The transcript has 3 exons. Bases 47 to 832 code for a protein of 261 amino acids. Lineage: Eukaryota; Viridiplantae; Streptophyta; Magnoliopsida; Rosales; Rhamnaceae.
AAAGUAUAAAAUGAGAAGUGCGGGAAAGUAGUUCUCGUAUAGAGAGAUGGGAACAGCGUGGUCACAAGAUGGGGCUUCUCAGUCGGAGGCAAGUGGACAGCAGAAACAACAAUCAGCAACAGAGCCUCAUCCAUCAACAUACACAGUCAAGGGUGCUUACAAUACAGUGGAAGUAAAGCCAAGUGAUAAUGUAGACAAGACAGUGGUGAAGCCAACAGAACAGAAAAUCCCUCAUAACUUUCAAGCCAUUUUGAAAGAUGCAAACGGCUUCCGUAUGGACAAGUCUUCCACGGAAGAGAAGUUCGGCCAGCUACGAGCUGGCAUACUCUUGAACCAAAAGAGAAAGAAAUAUUGGGUUGAUAAGAACUUCAACAACUGCUUUAUGUUGUAUUCAAGGGAUCUUUCAAUUUGUUGGGUUGACGAUUGUCGGUACUGGCAAUGGACCAGUGUGAAAGAAACGAGCGAUGAGUUCGUUGAUGUGGCCGAACUGUUGAACGUAUGUUGGCUGGAAAUUAAUGGAAAAUUUGAUACUGCUGAGCUCUCACCAGGAAUUUUGUAUGAAGUGGCAUAUGUGGUGAUGCUGAAAGAUCCAGCUUAUGGAUGGGAAGUUCCAGUAAACAUCAGACUCACUCUCCCAGAUGGAAGCAAGCAAGAAAACAAAGUAAAUUUGAUGGAAAAGGUAAGGGGACAAUGGAUCAAGAUUCCAGUAGGUGAAUUCAAAACACCAGUCCAAAAACAUGGGGAAAUCGAGUUCUCAAUGUACGAAUAUGUUGAUGGAAAAUGGAAGAGAGGGCUUUGCAUCAAGGGAGUCACAAUUCAGCCAAAGAACUGAAUUCCACAAUAAUCAAUACUUCACGGGCCAGUUGGAAAAAUAUAAUAUUUAGAUUUUUAUUUGGAACGAAAAGUGAGUUUGAAUGUACAAUAAAUAAUUGCAACAAAGCAAAUGGAAGAAAAAUUCAAAUUUUGGUUUUA